AUGUUGACUGCGGUACUAUUCUUCGCAGCGCACAAGGAUGAGUGUGGGCGUACGGCUGACGACGAUCCGAAGGGCUUUUCCCGGGAUAGAAACAGAGGGAGUACGGCGGGUGGGGAUCUACUGAAGGUUGCAUUGUGUCGGAAAGCACGUGUGAGUGGUCGUGAUGAUGGUCUGAGCGCAAAAGUGGACUCGGAUGAUGAAUAUAUGCCAGCUUUUCCUAACCUCUCCGGAAGAUCCGAUGGGAUGCGGGAGACGGGAGACAAGGCUCGGUCUCGGAUUGUCGUGAGAAGAAGGAUGCAACCAGGAAGAACCAUAGUGGGCGGGAGUCCGUUGAAGAAUGCUGUCGAGAAGGACAUUGCACGGCGCCCUGUCGAAGUGGAAAGGACGGGUAUGUGUUCGUACGUGGUGAAAGUUUUGAGGCGGCGCACGAAGGAACUGAUCGAGGUUGGUGUGGUUAACGGGACGCGGAAGCAGGAUCUUGUUGGGAAGGCGAGCCAGGUGGGGCACCCGCUCGUGGCGACGAUCAGAGGCAGCGCACACAGCGGUCGGGAAAGGCAUGUGCCUUUUGUUUUCGUCGUAUUCGCGCUAGGCGGGAGGCGAAGGUCGGUGUCGAAGAAAGCGACGAACGCGAACAAGGUCACGUUCGGCUCGCGCAUCCGCAUGCGAAUCAGAGGUAAUCGUCAAGGGAGAGAGGCGCACGCGUUUCCUUUGGUGGGGUCGGGGGGUGAUCGACUUCCGUCGGCGUUGAGUCGUUUUCUGGCUCAAAGCGAGCGCAAGGCAGGUGUUUUCAUUGGUGCCUUCGUAGCGAGCGUACGGGAAUUCUUCAGUUACGUCGUGUCCUUCAAAUCGUGCUGUGUUCAGGCAAGCGUAAGUCUUCUGUUGCAGAAUGUAGACGGACAAGUCCUCUCCAAUACGCCUGGCGGGUACGGCGUACAGCUGCGUCGCGUCGUUGCUACGCCCAUCGCCUUGCCGUCAAGCUCGGAGCGCGCUCCUGUCAGGUUCGGAGAAGCGGGGCUCUUGGCUGGAAUAGAGGUCAUGGGCUACGACCAUCAUGUGAGCACUGUUUCGGUUCGCCCUCCUGUUCGUGAAGAUCCAAGAAGCGUAGCGCGAUCCCCGGGCACGAUUCUUCUCAAAGACCCGUGGGCAGGCAUCUGA
This is a messenger RNA of Epithele typhae, 1155 nucleotides long. RefSeq lists its product as uncharacterized. The transcript is spliced from 37 exons. Lineage: Eukaryota; Fungi; Basidiomycota; Agaricomycetes; Polyporales; Epitheliaceae. Bases 1 to 1155 code for a protein of 384 amino acids. The record is from RefSeq and is a predicted model, not a curated record.